CGCGCGUUCCCGACAGCCGGGCCAGAGAACGUGCGUCUCUAACUUUUUUUGGGGGGACUACUAGUAGGAUCUCCAGCUGCUGUUUCGUCACGUUUGGAGACUGUUUCUUGCAAUACUUUUUCUCAAUUUACUAUCCCCUAAUUUCCCCCCCUUUUUUAAAAAUCGCUACACGGCCACACCUGGAACGCAACGCACAGCUUUGUAUCCCUCUCGCUCCAAACUCGACAGGCUCCUUUCAUGUGACGGACCUUGAUCCACCCCUGACUAUUGGCCUGCAAACCAGCCUGUCUGACAACCAGCAUAAACACACAGAAGCAGUCAUCCAGCAGGACUGUCACCCACCAAAAGCCAAAACGCGAAUUCUGCACAUUCAGCCAGUGAGAGACAAAGACAGCCGCUGAAGCAGCCUGCAAGAUAUUUAACUGGCCUGACCAACGGGCAACAACCAGCAGACAAGUUAGCCAGACAGAAGGGCAGCCAUGUUGAUUAUCUUAGCUUUCAUCGUCCUCUUCCAUGUGGCAGCAGCCAUCCUCCUCUUUGUUUCAACCAUACACAAUGCAUGGUGGGUGGUAUCUCAACCUGGACGGGAUUUGAUCUACACUGACCUGUGGUACUCCUGUAACGCCACCUGCUACCCUGUGGAGGACAGCCACACUGUUGAUGCAGCCUACCUGCAAGCAGUCCAGGCUACUAUGAUCCUGGCCACCAUGUUAUGUUGUGUCAGCUUCUUUGUCUUCAUUCUUCAGCUCUUCAGGCUCAAACAGGGGGAGAGAUUCAUUUUCACUGCUAUUAUCCAGCUACUGGCCUCUCUGUGUGUGAUGAUCGGGGCGUCCAUCUACACGGCUCAGAAAAAUUCCUUUCAUGUGUCCAGUCUUAAGGAAGGCACUUACGGAUCCUCCUAUAUCCUGGCCUGGAUUAGCUUCCCCAUGACUCUCAUCAGUGGCCUCAUGUACUUGGUGCUCAGGAAACGCAAAUAGAUGUGAUGGUCUUGACGUACAGGCACGCAGAUAUACAAAUAUAUGAAUAGGAACACUUGGACAUAUAUGCAUACAGACAUACAGUUUUCCUCAACAAACAUGUAUGCACAUUUUCUCUUUCUAACACUUAGAUUUUAAAAUGCCAUUGCAGAUAAAGAAGAAUCCACCAUAAUUUCAACCAGACGAUACACCAGUAAAGCAUUCAGCAUUACAGUUUUUCCCACCUUACGCACUCAAAACCCCUUUCACUGCAGGCACAAAUGGCCACGCCCUUCUCCUUCCUUACGGUACAGUGUUCUCACUGAAUGUGGCAAAGAUGCAUGACGACCCCCCAGAUUCCCAGUGUGCUCAGUUGACGGGCCAUACUGUAGAUUUUUUUCCAAACAAGUGCCUCAGAAAUACUGCUGACAGUCGACGGGAUAGACCCACUCUGAGUUGGGCGGUCCUUGUUUUUCUGUUGUCAUGCAUGACAGCCACUAAAAUAUCUUUCUGGAAGCAUUUGUUUUUACUUGUACUCAUUACUGUAUUGGCUUUAAUUCACAUUCAGUCAGCAAUUCCUAGUUUGAAAAGUGUAAUCUGACUUUUGCUAGCUAGGUACACUGUGCUCGAAAAGGUUAAUUUGCCUAAAGUUGAGGUCAAAUCUACUCUAUGCAAAUGCACCGGAGCAUACACUUGCCUUGCUGCAUUCAUCACUCACUCACUGCUCUGCACAUAAAUGGAAAGGACCAUCUAGUUGGUAAUUGGAUGGUUUGUUACACAGAACCAUCUGAGAAGUUGUCCUUGGAAACUGUUCGGAAAAGGGUUGGCACUCUCAAAAAAUACUUGGCAGGUGAUUGGAUGAACCAUCUGUCUAUCACUGUCAUACCUUAUGAGGCAGGUGGAUUUGCGAGAUCACAAGAUCAUGCGAGAAUCCUCAUAGGAUGCUAAUUGGUCUGACAGAAGUGCAUAACUUGAAGCCUGACAAGAUGGAUUCUCAUGUGAUCGGGCAAUCUUGUGAAUCCAGCUGCCUCUCAAGGUAAUCUAGCUGAGGCUCCUUGCUGCAUUUAGUGAGAACAUACCUUUACUAUCCUCUUCCCUUACUGCCUUCCCAUGUUUUCCAUCAGUCGUUACACAGAACCUGAGCUGUGUUGCAACACACUGAUUUGUCUCCUCCUCUUGUCUCAUUGUCUCCUGCUUCCCUCCAUCUCCAUUCAUAGCAACUUUUGUCUGAAACAUCUGAUUAAUAAGGAUAAAAGUUGAAGAAGACAAGUGAGGAGUUUUGUCUUACUGGGACACAGCCCCUGGACUUUCUAAAGGGUCCAUUAUUUUUUUGUGAAGCUAUAGUCAACGGAAUUUAUUUUGUACAUAUUUGCUGUGUAUGUAUAGUUCAGGUAAUUGCCCCCCAAAAAUAUUUCUAAGACUGAAAUGCUAAAGCUUUAAAGAAAAAAAGAAAAAUAAAGAAUCUUAUGUUAACCAUAGUAUACAGGACGUGUAGUGAAGAAAGUAGUUGAAAUACGUAGAAUUUUAACCCGUUGUUUGUAUUCUUAUGUUACUGACUUAUGUGUUUUAAUGGUGAAAAGAAACCAAUGACGUGCUGUGAUAUUUGGGAUUUAAAAUGAGAAAAUAGAAACAUACAAACUUGAAACAAGAACAUUAUUUCUUAUUGUUCAUUAUUAUGAAUAUGUUUUGUUAUUAUUAUACCUUUUUUUUGUUCACAGCUUCACUGAAAAAAAUACAAAAGCUAUUUAUUUAAAACAAUUUUAGUUUAUUUUAGCAUCAUGUGAUUGAGGAUGUAUGAAGUAGUGAAGUCUUGUCAUAUCUUUCCCUCUCUGGUCGGGCUACUGUUUAUUUGGUCUAUUACUGACACAUAUCUAACACCCCUGUGCACAUGUUCUCUGGCAUUUAAUAACAAUAAAUUCUUUACUGUAUUGUAUCUGCCACCAAUUCCCAGAAUUACUUCUAACUAUAACCUUUGUGGCAGUGUAGAGAUAAUGUUUGCUCCCACAGUAGCACUGUGUAAACUGUUUUCUUUUCCUCUUUCUUGGUGGUGGUUUUGGGCUGAAACAUUUAAAGCAGACCAGUUGGGUAUUAACUCGGUAGCUGCUAGGACCUGAAACAUUUCUAGGAAACAAAUAAUGCAUAGAAAGUGCCCAGUUCAACUAUAUGCAUCUUCAGAUGUGCACUGGGUUAUUUUGUCAUAGAAAUAUUUUUAUGUUGGGCGAAGUUUGGACCACAGAGCCUGGUAACUCACUAGCUCACCAAUGAUGAAGAUUCAGGGAAAAGAAAUGGAAGUAAAGAUUUUGCUCUGCUAUUUCAAGAUGAUACUUGAACAUGAUCAAAACAACAUAUUGGAGGCCAAGAUUGUGAUGUUUGUUGACCAUAUGUUUCAUCUUCAGAGUGUUUCACUGAUUAAUAAGCCUCCAUUUUGCAUGCAAGUUCUUGUCUUUCAGUGAAUCCCUUUAACUUAUGUUGAGAUGAAAAGUAAGUAGUUGCUGUACAAUAGGCUGGAAGUGGAAACCGCAGCAAUCACUUCUAAGAGUUGAGUUAUUAUUAGAGCUACUCUUGAUCUCUAUUUGGAAAUAUUUUACAUUAUGAUUAUGAUAAUUUUCCUGUAGUGUGUUUUAUGUCAUUGAUGUACUGUAGCUUAGUGAUUAUAGACCUAUACAAAGAACCAUAGGACCAUAUUCAAAAUAAUCAGUCAAGUAAACAUUCAAUCAUAUGAGUUGUUGAAGCCAAAACUGUAUUCAUGGGGAUUUGUUUUGUAAGCAUUUUUUUUGCAAUUGAAAUAUUUCUAAUGCUUAAUGAAGUAUUAAUUCCAAAUUGAUUGCGAGUCUCAUUUCACUUCAUAAAACAUGUUGAAAAAGUCAAUGUUUUAACAGUUUCAGAUUCAUCCAAAAGUUUUUGCUUUUACUCUUUGAGGCAAAUAAAAUUACAAAUUCAUGCUAUUAAUUUUUACCUCUGUCUACAACAUCAAUGGCAGCUUCUGUAUUCUGUAAGAUAUAUUACUGCGCUUUCAUGUAUUCGCUAGUCAUCAAACUAAAAUGUUUGUCUGCUAUUGACACCCAGUGGACUGAUAGAUAACUACACCAUGUGUAAGCGUUAGUUCUUUAGUUUCGGGCUACAGAAUAGGCUGUUGCUUGCUCCUGGACGACACUCCUGAAAAGAAUUGACUUGUUUCUACUUCAUGAAAACAGAUCGGGCAUACCUCCAACAGAUUCAGGAACAAAGACCCAAAGGACUCUGCAAGAAGUUAUAGAUUUUUUUUUCCUGUUGCCCCACCCAUCUGAUGUUGAUCUCA
Messenger RNA from Thunnus maccoyii (southern bluefin tuna), 4254 nucleotides. RefSeq names its product epithelial membrane protein 2 (gene emp2). The transcript is spliced from 5 exons. Lineage: Eukaryota; Metazoa; Chordata; Actinopteri; Scombriformes; Scombridae. The record is from RefSeq and is a predicted model, not a curated record. Gene Ontology annotation, cellular component: plasma membrane. Bases 480 to 977 code for a protein of 165 amino acids.